Messenger RNA from Sporothrix brasiliensis 5110, 14805 nucleotides. RefSeq lists its product as uncharacterized. Gene Ontology annotation, biological process: amino acid activation for nonribosomal peptide biosynthetic process; secondary metabolite biosynthetic process. The transcript is spliced from 11 exons. Gene Ontology annotation, cellular component: cytoplasm. The record is from RefSeq and is a predicted model, not a curated record. NCBI's taxonomy places the organism in Eukaryota, Fungi, Ascomycota, Sordariomycetes, Ophiostomatales, Ophiostomataceae. The coding region runs from base 1 to 14805 and encodes 4934 amino acids. Gene Ontology annotation, molecular function: phosphopantetheine binding; catalytic activity.
AUGGUAGACAAAAAACCUCUCUCGAUCCUCAAUCCAGAGCCCCGGAAGCUGCCUGGACCGGCGCUGCUUCAUUUGCUUGUUUCCGGCGCUGAAGAUGGCGACCGAACCGAUGCGGCAGCUGCAUCAGAUCACAAUGUGGCCAGAGCGCAUGCCGAAGCCGUGUCGCAACCACUGGCGCUCGACUACAAAGCCCCGGACGGCACGCAUGUGACGCUGUCAUACCCGGAGCUGCACAACAUUGCCCUUGUUCUUGCAGUCGAAAUCAGCCGUCGGCUGGAUGCUGUGGCAGAUGUGUCGACCGGAUCUGCGGUUCCGGCCACCGACGAGUUCGUCGUACCGGUCUUGAUUCCCCAGGCGCCGGAGCUGUAUGUCUCGCUUCUGGCCGUCCUCAAGUCCGGCGGUGCCUUUUGCCCAAUCCAACUGGAUGCACCACCAGACCGCAUUCGCUUCAUUUUGGACGACGUUGGAGCCGGUAUCAUCCUGACGACGUCGGCCAUGGCGGCCAGGCUCCCUGAGGGCAUCAAGGCGUCCUUACAGGUCAUGCUUGUUGAUGAGCUUCAUCUGUUUGACGGACGAUAUGUCGGGCCGGAGACGUCGGAAACCCCGAUGUCAUCGGCUCGGACUGCUGGCCCCGAUGACCUGGCCUACGUCAUGUACACAUCCGGUUCAACUGGCACGCCCAAAGGCGUCGGUGUCCCGCACGGCGCUGCUACCCAGAGCUUGCUCUCGCACGACCGCCACGUUCCGAGUUUCCAGCGCUUUCUCCAGUUUGCGGCACCCACGUUUGAUGUCUCCGUCUUUGAGAUUUUCUUCCCUUGGUUCCGGGGUGCGACGCUGGUCUGCUGCAGCCGGGCCGACAUGCUCGACGAUCUGCCGGCUGUCAUUACCUCUCUCGACGUGGAUGCUUGCGAGUUAACGCCCACUGUGGCGGGAAGUCUCCUGCAGAGCCGAGCCAACGCGCCCGGUUUAAAACUGCUCCUGACAAUUGGCGAGAUGCUGACAGAGCCUGUGAUUCGCGAAUUUGGUGCCGGUCCGGAGCAGACGAGCAUUCUUUGGGCCAUGUAUGGUCCCACAGAAGCAGCCAUCCACUGCACAUUGCAACCGGCGCUGGAUGGAACGGCUUCAGUGAAAAACAUUGGGUUUCCUUUGGACACAGUGUCGGCGUAUAUUUUGGCCAUCCCAGAUGAAGAGGGUGACGGGAGUGACAAGGACGUCUGUAGAGACCCGCGACUCGCCCAAAUGGGCGAGGUCGGUGAGCUGGCUGUUGGUGGCCACCAGCUGGCCCGCGGCUACAUUAACCGUCCGGAGCAGACAGCCGCUGCAUUUAUCGACACGCAGCAAUAUGGACGACUGUACCGCACCGGUGACAAGGCCCGGGUCACCGAACAAGGCACGCUCGAGUGCUCUGGCCGUCUGUCGGGCGGCCAGGUGAAGCUGCGUGGUCAGCGGAUCGAGCUGGGCGAGGUGGAGCAAGCUGUUCUCCGCACAGACGGCUGUCUCGGGAGUGUUGCGGCUGUGAUCAACGGCAUUCUUGUUGCGUUUUGCGACGUGGGGCCCAAGGCGUUCCUUGCUGCGGCAUUCACUGGCUUGGAAGAAGCAAUACUGGACUCGUGUCGAUCAUGGUUGCCUCGGUUUAUGGUCCCAGGCGAUAUUGUUCUCAUGCCCGAUUUCCCUCGCUUGCCAUCCGGCAAAGUUGACCGCAAACAGCUUUCGAAUGAGUACACAGAGUUGAAUACAGAGCAGGCCACCGAACCGCCACCAGAAGAGUUCGAGGACGACCUCGAUUACACGCUGCACCAGGUUGCAAGGUCAGUUCUGGGCUCGACCAUCGGCAACACAGUGCCUCUUGCUGCUGCAGGACUGGACUCGUUGAAAGCGUUUCGGUUUGCUGCCACUAUCCGCGCCGCUGGCUUCCCUCAUUCCACACCGGAAGUGUCAGACAACAUCGAAGCACAAAAUCAAGAUUAUGUAAUAGAAGCAAGUGAGCUUUUCGCCGACAAUGAACUGGUCAGAAGCAACUUCAAACUGGAAGAUGUGGAGCGCGUGGUGGAAUGUACCCCAGUUCAAGUCGCGAUGCUGGCGGAGACGCUGGCCAACCCCAGGGCGUAUUGCAACUGGGUCGAGCUUGGACUCCGCGAAAAUACACCCCGUGAAAAGAUUUUCAAGGCAUUGGGUCAUCAAAUCAGCCAACAUGAAGCGCUGAGGACCGGCUUUGCCCAGUAUCACGGCCGAUUCGUGCAACUUGAUACGGAAGAGAAGCUUCUGAUGCCAUUUUACGUGGAUAUUGCAGAGGCCGACCUCAACAAAGUCGGAGACAUUCGUGUUUUACUUCACAUGCACCACGCAAUGUACGAUGGCUGGUCUCUCGACCUCAUUCUCCGCGAUUUGAAUUCCGCCUUGCGUGGCGAGUUCAUAUUGUCUGCAAAUCACUACUCGUUCCAGCCGAGCGCCCUCCCGGAGCUCAAUGCAAGACGCGACGUUACGGGGCGAAUCCUUACUCGAGAAACAGUACUGUCCUCGGUCGAUGGCACACCGGUGGACAAGGCUCACAUAGAUCGCGUGGCCAAUGCCGUGGGAUGCAGCACACAAACUCUAUUCCAAGCCGCGCUGGCGUGGCUGUGGAGUGGCCUUGUCGGCUCCCCGGAUGUCGUUCUAGGAACGGUCACGUCGGGUCGGACCAUCCCCGUGGACAACAUUAUGGAUAUUGUAGGCCCGUGUCUACAGACUGUGCCGCUCCGAGCAGAUCUCUCUCGCAUGCGCACAAUCCGCGACCUCCUCCUGAAUAUCCACGCAUCCAAUCGCGCCCUUCUAGCGCACGCGUUCCUCCCGCUGCCCGAGAUCAAGAAAAUUGCCGGCAUUCGUCCUGGCCAAUCCCUGUACGAUGUCUUGUUCGUAUACCAAGAAUCAAUGUUCAGCAAUGGAAAUGAAGACGAAUUCGUCCGUGAGAUUGACCACAAAGACUACCUGGAGACAAAGAUGCUCUGGGAGGUGGAGCCGCAGGCGAAACACGGCCAAAGGAAUGGUACAUUUCGAAUCAGGACAACGUUUUACACUGACUCGUUUCCCCAAGUCCAAGUGGAAAUGCUCCUGAAGCAAUAUGCUGCUGCUUUGGAACAUAUUGUUGCCAAUAUGAACGACACUCUCUCCGCAGUAUACGCGGGGAUUCCUGUAGCCUUACAAUCCCGCCACAACCUCGACUACCGGACUUUUGACGGCCACCCUGACCUGGCCCAGCUCGUGCAGGAGACAUCAAAGAGGUUUCCUACGAGGCCUGCGGUUUGUUUCGCCACAUCGUUCAAUGACGGAGAGAACGACGGCGAACGCUCGAUGCAAUAUACUACUGUCACUUUUGACGAGCUCAACAGGAUGGCCAAUCAAAUUGCACGCUGUCUUCGGAAGUCACUCGGCGCAAAAACUGGUGAUGCUGUGGCGAUUGUCAUGGAGAAGUCGGUACUCCUGUACGCCGGCAUUCUGGGCAUACUCAAAGCCGGGUCGCGGAUCGCCAACAUUGUCUACACCUCGGGCAGCACGGGCGUGCCCAAAGGUGUCUGCGUCACCCAACUCAACAUCUGCAGUAACCUCGAUGUCCUGUCACGUAUCUACCCCAUCUCCCCGGAAAUUGGCGGACGGCUUCUGCAGUCGUGCUCGCAAGCAUUUGAUGUGUCCGUUUUUGAAAUUUUCUUUAGCUGGGUGUACGGCCUGUGCCUCUGUUCGGCUACAAACGAUGUGCUGUUUGAAGACCUGGAGCGCACUAUACGCCUCUUUGGCAUCACGCACCUGAGCAUGACCCCGACUGUGGCUGCACUGGUCGACACCCAGAAUACACCUAGUGUUGAGUUUCUCGUCACAGCUGGGGAGCCGUUGACAGAAAAGGUGGCCAACAUGUGGUCGAAGCAGCUGUUCCAGGGGUAUGGGCCUUCCGAGACGACAAACAUCUGCACUGUGAAGAAGAUGGCCCUUGGCGAUACCAUCCGCCACCUCGGGUUUGCUUUUGAGAAUACGUCGACAGUCGUGCUUCGCAUGGACGAUGCGAGUGGACAUACAGUACCUUUUGGGGCUGUUGGCGAAUUCUGCUUUGGUGGCGAUCAGGUCGUUGCUGGCUACCUGGGACUGCCAUCAUUAACGGCAGAAAAGUUCAUUCAUCACCCCGUUUAUGGCCGGCUCUAUCGCUCUGGUGACAUUGGCCGUAUGCUACCCGACGGUUCAUUAAUGAUCACGGGCCGCGUUGAUGACCAGAUCAAGCUACGAGGCCAACGCAUCGAGCUCAACGAAAUCAACGCCGUUCUUUGCGCAUCUCCAAUUGUGGCCAAGGCGGUGACCGUUGUCACCCGCAAAGAAGACUCGCCGGAGUUCAGCUCUGACCAGCUAGUCGCCUUUUUCAUGCCCUCGUCGACGUCGCCAAAUCGCAUAUUCCGUGUUAUUGAUUCACGUCAAGAGUUUUCUGCUUCUCUUUUCCUCGAGCUGCAAUCUCGGCUGCCAGUUUAUAUGGUACCGACAUUCUUGAUCCCGAUAACAGACAUGCCCCUGACACCAGCUGGGAAAGUAAACAAAGCUUUGCUGCUGAACACCUUCCGUAGCCUCUCUCAAGAACAAGUGUCCGCUUUUGCAAACAAUUAUGACACAGCUGAAGAUGACGACGCCGCACAGUGGACGGAUAUUGAGGGGCAGAUCUCUGGCAUCAUUGCUGAUGUUUUCAAGCCUGAUGCGCAGAGUAUCGGCCGCUGGACGCCGCUGGCCAGCGUAGGCCUUGACUCGUUAUCUGCCAUCCAUGUCUCUCGGCGUCUCAACCAGACGUUUCCAAAGUGCCGCCUUGCCAUCUCGGACAUUCUACGGAACAUGUCCAUCGCACAGCUGGCACAGUUGAUUGCCGAGAAGUCGGCAACGACAUCAUUUACCUCUGAUGGCAUUGCGUCAACCGUUUCACUGGACGUGUUUUCAUCAGAUUUUAUGUCAGAACUGCAGUCGAACCUUGAGGAGAGAGAUCACGUCUUGCACCCCAUUGCGCAGGUUGUCCUGGACACCUAUACGGCUCCCUGGCUGGAUCUGGCUACAUCUGUGACGGACACCCUUGACACCCUCGUUGAGCAGCACGCACAAUCACUCCCCUAUCCAGUCGACUCGUUCCACCCCCCAGUUUCUUUUGCAGCAAUCAGGGACAGAGACACUCAGUAUCUGUCCUUUGUCUGCCACCACGCUGUCUACGACGGAGAAGCCAUGGGUCGUCUGUUAUGGGAAGUCGAACAGGUUGUCCUCCGCAUGAGCGGACAGGAAAAUUCAUCGGUAAUUCUGGAUACGGCGCCGAAUUUCAGCAUGUUCCUUCAGCAAGCGUUGAACCUUCCGUCGUCCACAGACCAAUUCUGGAGCAACCAUCUUGCUGGGUACAAACCGACUCUGUUACUUGCAAACAGGUCGGCCGUACCGGACAAUGGUAGCGGAAUCCUGGAGCAGGCUCUCGACAUGCCUCUGUCGGCCAUCCAGGAUCAGGUAAAGCGCCUGGGCUGCUCCUUGUUGACGGCCUGUCAGGCAGCGUGGGCGGGUACUAUGGCCAUUCUCUUGCAGACGGAUGACGUCUGUUUUGGCAACGUCUACAACGGCCGCUCUGUGCCAGUUGAGAAUGUGGACAGUUUAGUUGCCCCAUGCUUCAACACGCUUCCUAUCCGUGCCAACAUUUCCCGACCAUCACGACCACUCAACAAUGAUAUUUGGACCCUGGAGCGGGACGACGGGGAGAUGGAUCUCCCAAUGGUCUUUGAGCUUACGCCGGCCAAUGAUGAAGACAAGUUACGAGGUCGGCUUCACUUUGACAAAAAUAUUGUCAAACCAGAAGCAGCGUCAGUUGUUGUCGACCUGUUUGGCACUCUCCUGACGACUCUCGUACAGUUCUCGUCGUCGCGCAUCCCAAGUCGCACAGAGCUACCUCAGUCUUUGCAGGACAAACUUGGCAAUCUGCACUUGAACGUGGAAUCGUUCGGGAAAGAAGCUGAAGAGAACGGGUCGGACGCCGUUCUUGUCCAUGAAACCGAUGAGAUUUGGACUACGACCGAGUCGGCCAUUCGUACAGUAUUGUCCCGGCUCGCCGGCGUGCCUGCAGACAACAUUCGGCGCGACACGACAAUUUACCGCCUUGGCCUCGAUAGUGUCCGCGCUGUGCAAGUAGCAUCUGAACUCCGAAAACAAGGACUCCAGGUCUCGGCCGUGGAUGUCAUGGAGCACCCGAGCUGUGCAACCCUGGCAGCAUCACUCUCACCACCACUCGUCCAAGUUACAGGAGCCACCACGACCUCCAACAGCUCCGAGUUCCGCACGCCAGACACAUCUUCCGCGACAAACACUCCACCAAGUUCAUCUCUGUCCGUUGCAUCUCCCGGGCCCGUCGAACUACAGACAAUAGACUUUACCACAUUUCGUGCGGCUGCUCGCCCUGUGCUUGAUAAACAAGGGUUCUACCUUGAGCAUGAAAUUGAGACUGUCUUGCCUUGUACUCCCUUGCAAACUGGGCUGCUCACCGAGUUCGUUCGGUCAAAGGGAAAACACUACUUCAAUUUCAUCACCUUCGAGCAGAAACGAGGGGACAAAAUCCCGAGACUCAAUGGAGAUAUGUGGCAAAAGGCGUGGAGGCAAGUUGCAUGUUCGACCCCUAUACUGCGGACAGGAUUCGUAAGCAAGGAUGGUGCAGCGGAUGACGACAGCGACAGCAACAGCGAUGAUGCAUUUGACGCCCUGUCUCCUUUUGCCAUGGUCCAGAUCUCUCCAGAGUCAAUGGAGCACCAUGCCCGCGUUCUUCUCGUCAAUGACGGCCACGACUUUGAUUUCAAAAAUUGGAAACGCGAGGCAACGGUGGAAACUCUCACCAACCUUCAGCUUCCACCAUGGCAAGUGGCUAUUGUCGACGGCCGUGUAGGAGACGUUGUGACCUGCCACCUGGCCAUCCACCACGCAUUGUACGAUGCAGCAAGUCUGCGGGUUCUUCUGGACGACGUGACCGCUUUUAUACAGGCUGGAUACGAAGUAAAGCGGAAGGAAACCCCAUCAACAGAGCUGGUCGUCUCUGAUAUUCUCCACCAAGUCGCUUCCUUGACCGGUUCUUCGUCACCCGUAGCCGACCUCUGGAGAGAAAAGAGUGGUCAAACUGUUGUCAAUAGCUUCCCUCUGCUGACUCCGCUCAAUGAGUCCCAAGGAUAUGCUGUUCUGUCUCGUCCAUCGUCGCGCUUACUCGACGAGCUACAGAUGGCCGUGCGAAGUGCUGGAUUCACCAUGCACGCUGUCCUCCAGGCGGCAUGGACGCGCAUUCUGUCGUCUUACGUGGGCGAUGCAUCGGUCGUUUUCGGUGCUGUUCUCUCGGGCCGCAACUCCGAUGCGACUGAGCGUGCGGAUUUCCCGUGCAUUUCCACGUUGCCGGUCGUCACCCAGAACAAGUCAAGCAAUAGGGCGCUGGUUGAGCAGUUGAUGCAUGCAAAUAUUCUACUUCACAAGUCUCAACACGUCCCGCUUCGCCAGAUUCAGAGAUGGCUGGGUCAGCCUGAUACCCGGCUGUUCGAUACACUUGUCGUCUUCCAGGCCGCCGAGCGUGGCUCAAGCUCUGACAACUGCCCUUGGACCAUUUCAGACGAGGAGGCCAUUGUUGACUAUCCAAUUUCUAUCGAGGCCAUUCCGGAGGCAACCGAUCGACCGCUGCUGUAUCAGAUCACAUUUGAUACCAGCGUCCUACCACGCGAGCAUGCGACCAUCCUUCUCAAUCAGCUUGACGCUAUCGUCAGCCACCUUGCGACCCAUCCUGACGGUGACGAAGACGACUUUGUGGAACUGAACCCUGAACUCUACAGUGUGCUGCCUCCAACCGUGCGGGAGCUGCAAUCGGAUGUGAAGCUGCUGCAUGAGUUUGUUGAACGUCAGGCUGAGCUGAGGCCAACAAAAGUCGCUCUGCAAUUCGUUACGGCCUUCGACGAGAGCAGAGGCGGCGUUCCGGUUAGCAAAGAAUGGUCUUUCGACGACUUGAACACUCGCGGUAACCAGGUCGCCAGUCUUGUGUCUCAGCAUGCAGAACCUGGAUCAAUUGUGGCCAUCUGCUUUGAUAAGUGCCCCGAAGCCUUCGUUGCCAUGUUGGGUAUCCUCAAGGCCGGAUGUGCUUUUCUAGCUCUGGAUCCUGGCGCGCCAUCAUCGCGCAAAGAAUUUAUUCUCCAGGACGCGGGAGCACCGCUCCUUCUCACGGAUGUGACCAGAGCUGCAGCGACAGUCUCGGAUGGUGGCUUGUCUGACAUCACACCGGCCGUCACGAUACUUGGCAUUGAUAUGGCUUCUCUGGAUACGGCCAGCGAUUGCGUGGCAUUGUCAGGUGUCCGCCGCGCACCCGAGCCAAGCGACGUGUGCUACUGUCUCUACACAUCAGGCACGACGGGCACUCCCAAAGGCUGCGCCAUCACCCACGAGAAUGCAGUGCAGUGCAUGCUGGCCUUCCAAGAGCUAUUCCGGAACCACUACGAUGCCGACACGUCCCGAUGGCUGCAGUUUGCUUCUUUCCACUUUGACGUCGCUGUCCUCGAACAAUACUGGACGUGGUCUGUAGGCAUGACGUUGGUCGGCGCUCCGCGUGAUUUACUUUUGGAAGACCUGGCCGGCGCGAUUUCGCGGCUCAACAUCACCCACAUUGACCUGACCCCAAGUCUGGGCCGCCUGCUCGACCCCAACGACGUUCCCAGCCUCUGCCGCGGCGUCUUCAUCACCGGCGGCGAGCCACUCAAACAGGAAAUGCUCGACCCAUGGGGCCCUACCGGCGCCGUUCACAACUUUUAUGGCCCGACCGAGGCCACCAUCGGCGUCACGUCGUAUCCGCAGGUCCCACGAAACGGGCGCGCGUCCAACAUCGGUAGACAAUUUCCCAAUGUCGGUACCCUUGUCUUCCGCCCUGGAAUACAGACGCCCAUUUUGCGAGGCGGUGUUGGCGAGCUCUGCGUGUCUGGGACAUUGGUCGGUCAAGGUUACCUGAAUCGCGCCGAACUUACUAAUGAGCGCUUCCCAACCCUGGAUGGCGAUGGAACUCGCUACCGCCAUGACCAUGGCGACCGUAUUUACCGCACGGGCGAUCUGGUCAGGAUGAUGCACGAUGGCUGUUUUGAUUUCCUAGGUCGUGCUGACGACCAAAUUAAGCUCCGUGGGCAACGACUUGAAAUUGGUGAAAUCAACCACGCCAUCCGCCUCGGCCUCGGGGCCAGCGUUGGUGAUGUUGCCACGCAGGUGAUCCGCGACGAAGACAACAAGAAGGAUUUUUUGGUGUCUUUUGUUGUCGUCGACAAUCCGGACGGACACAGCCCAGCAUCCGACAGUGCUAUUCUUUCCCGACAAGUCCAGGCAGCCUGUCGAGAGCGGCUCCCAGGCUACAUGGUGCCAACCUACGUGGUUCCGCUGGCCGCAAUCCCGCUGUCGGCCAACAACAAAGCAGAUGGCAAAGAGCUGAAGCGUUUCUUCAACAGUCUGUCACCGGACGAGCGGAUGCACACGACAGGCGCUGCAACAAACGGCGUGGCAGCGCCGACGACGGCGUCAACCGCUGCUCUCCGCGUUCCGCUUUCUGAACACCCGAGCGGCAAGAUCGUUGUCCAAGUGCUGCACAAGUUGGGCCUGCUUGACCCCAAUCACCACGCCCUCGCUCCACACACGAGCAUUUUCGAACUCGGCAUCGACUCUGUCUCUGUGCUACGCUUUGCUCGCGCACUCAGACGGGCAGGUGUUUCCUCCGCCACACCGUCAGCCAUCCUUGCGCACCCCAAUAUGGGAGAUCUUAUCGCUGUGCUGCACGAUGCACAGACGAAGCAAUCUACCACGAUCGGCUCAGUGCUCGAGGCCCGUCUACUGGUUGAUGCUUGCCAGCACCGCAACCGCGCACAGGUGGCCCAAUCCCUCGGCGUCGCCUCAGACCAGAUCGAGUACAUUGCACCCUGCUCGGCUUUGCAACAGGGCAUCCUCUCUCGAGCCCGCUCUGGACCGGAACACCGAGACACGUACUUUAAUACGUUCCACUUUAAGCUCGACAGCACCGUCUCUGUUGAGAGACUGCAGAGAGCAUGGGCCACGGUCGCUGCCAGAAAUUCUAUCCUGCGGACGCGUUUUGUCGCUACAAGGGACGGCAUUGUCCAAGCUGCUAUGAAACCUGAUGCCGUCACCCUUCCUUGGAUGCAGCUGAAUUUGGACGACAAUGCAGACGUAGCCUCGGCAUUGCAAGAGAAGUACAUAGACUGGGUCGAUUCCAGCCGAGGCAACGACAUUACCAACCCAAUACAACAUUUGUCGUUUGCAUAUCGUGGAGCAAACACUCAUGUUCUGCAUAUUUUCCACGGCCUCUAUGAUGCGACAAGUCUCGGUCUCGUCCUCGGUCAGGUUGCAUCCGCGUACAAAGCUGAACCGAACCGUUUGCCAUCAUCGUCAGCGCCAACUUUCCUACAUGCUCUGGUGCAUGGACCACUCCGGAACCACAGCAGGAGCCGUCCAUUCUGGGAGAGACACCUGAACGACCGUGGUCCUUUCCAACCCCUCCAGCCUCUAGCUGCUUCGAAGUCCGCUACCCGCGAAGACAUUGGCGUUGAGCGCACCCUGUCCUUUGCCGAUGUGGAACACAUACGCGUUCGUCUUGGUGUGACACACGCAGCACUCGUCCAGGCUCUGUGGUUGUCUGUUCUGUACAAGAACGCAAACAACCGUGCCAGCAACGGCGUGGCCCUUGGCCUCGUCCUCUCGGGUCGAACUAUGGAUGACCUAGACGGCACGGAAGGUGUUGUAGGGCCCCUGUUCAACACCUUGCCGUUCUUUGCGCCGGCCGCGGAGCUCGAAUCGUCUUUUGCAGAACUGGCCCAGGCGUGUCACGCGUACAACGUAGCUACGCUACCCUUUCAGCAGACACCGUUACGAGACAUUCAAAAGUGGUGCUCAGCCGGACAGCCGCUCUUUGACAUCCUCUUCUCAUUCCAGUUUGGAGACGAGUCCGUCGCCGGCACGUCGUCAGCCACCUCAGACCUAUGGACGCAAUCUGAACCGGCCGUACAUGCCGACUAUCCACUUGCUCUGGAGGCGGUUUUGACGUCAACCUCGUCGUCGCCUACCCUCCGCCUGGUCCUUGUUGCAAAAGCCGGCGUUGCAGACAAGCCAAUUCUCAAUCAUAUGCUCGAUGAGUUUGAAUCUGCCUUGGAAGCCGUUGCAAAAGACCCGUUCUCAUCAGUUAUGAGGACCAACAAUGGCGCGGUGCAUGUCAUGGACAACAUCACAUCCAAUCCAACACCUGAACCAGUAACAAGUGAUGCUUUCACCGCCGAUUUGAGCAAAGAAACCUCUGCCCCAUUUGCUUGGAGCGAUACGGCUUCAACACUGCGGCGGACAAUCGCUUCUCUUGCUGGCGUGCAAGCGGACACGAUCAACGAGAAUACCACUCUCGUGGAACUGGGUCUUGACAGUGUUGAUACGAUCAAGCUGUCAGCUCGCCUCCGCACAGCCGGUGUCCGUUUGACCAACAGCCAACUUGUCCGUGGACAAUCGAUUCUGACCUUCUCGGACAUGAUUGAGGCCGCAAACAAUGAAGAAAGGGCCCCAAAUGGGGAUGUAUCGGCCUCAAAAUCCUCUGACGACACCACUAUUGCAUCCACAUCAGAAGCGCUCCGCAGCUACUUCAACUCGAACGGUCGUGAUCUCUCCAACGUCUCCCAUCUCUUGCCUCCAACACCCAUGCAGGAGGCCAUGGUGGCCGACAUGAUUCAAUCAAACUUUGCGCUCUAUUUCAACAACGACAUCCUGGAAAUCAACCCAGGUGUAGAUAUCGCGCGCCUCAAAGCCGCGUGGGCAUCUGUCGUUGCCAAACAAGCUAUCCUGCGCACGGUCUUCUUCAGCAUUGACAGUCCUGAUUUUGACAUUGCCUACUGCCAGGCUGUGAAGCAGUCCAUUGACUUCAUAGAAGAGUGCAGCGUUGUGAGCACAGCGGAGCUGGUCACCGUCGCCGACAAGGUUAGGAGACAGGCCAUGCACGGAGAGGGAGAAUCGGGGCUUUUCCAGCUUACAUUUGUCCACGCAAGCGACACCAGACGCUGGUAUCUCGUUCUGUCGAUUGCUCACGCUCUUUACGACGGACGGUCCCUGGACCUCCUCCACCGCACAGUCGAGGCUACUUACCACCACUCCGACAACGCUGCACCUGUUUCACCUGCUGAGGAUCCGGCUUACAUUGGUCAGCUCGGUCUCAUCCUGCAGUCAUCGGGGGCACAAGCAGACGCUUUCUGGCUCGGCUUCCUCGAAGGCGCCCAACCUACAUACGUACCACGACAAGAUACGACGCAAACGCCAGAGAAAACCGUCGUCCGCCUUGAGUCCACGUCCUCUGUGUCCGUCACCGAUCUGCAGGCCUUUGGCAGACAGCAGGCCACGAGUGUUCAAGUGAUCGGCCAAGCAUGUUGGGCCGCCGUGCUCGCAUCCCUGACGGGCUCGCUGGACCUAUUGUUUGGUGUUGUUCUGUCUGGUCGCCCUGCAGACGAGGACGACGCUACCGUUUUCCCGACAAUGAACACCGUACCAGUCCGUGUUGUCCUGCACGGAACACCAUCUGAGCUCCUCCAGUACAUGCAGUCCAAUAUGGGCAGCAUUGGCGAGCACCAGUACUAUUCUCUUCGCAAGGCGCAGCGGGCCGUUAAAAGAGCGGCAGGCAGCGACAGCUCGUCAGCGUCAGGCAUCUUCAAUACUCUCUUUAUGCUCCAAAAGCGUGGCAACAAAGAACUAAAGGAUACAGAGAAUCCGGCCAUCAUGAAGUCGAUUGGAGGUGCUUCCGACGUGGAGUAUCCUAUCUGUGUCGAGAUGGAGCUGGUUCACGACAACUCGGGGAAGGAUACAGUGGUUUGGCGGACGGCCUGCGAUACAGCCUAUGUGUCUCGCCAUGGUGCCGUUCGACUACUCCACCAGCUCGACGUCGCGCUUCGCUUCAUGGUCCAUUCUUCUGCGUCUUCUAGUACGACUAGUAUUCUCGCGUUCGAUGACAGCGGCGUCUCCAUCUGCGGCCUCCCACCUUUUAAGCCAAAGGUGUCUAGACAAGCAGAAGAAAAGCUUACCAUGAACCCUCCAACCGCAGAAGCCUCGCAGGAAGACUCUGGUGAGUGGACGGACGCCGAAAUGGCCAUUCGCGAGGUGCUGUCGGCUGUGUCUGGCACACCCGAGAGCGCCAUCCAACGGACGGGCCAGACGCUCUACCAUCUCGGCCUCGACUCCAUCAGCACAAUCAAAGUGAGCUCCUUGCUCAGGAAGACAAAGGGCAUUGUGUUGGGCGUGCGUGCAUUGCUGGCAGCUGGUUCUAUACAAGAAAUGGCCACCAUGGCCACGGCCAGCAAAGAGGACAUGCAGAAAACGUCUUUUGAUAGUCAAACUUUGUCGACAUCAAGUCUUUCGGCGGCGCAUAUCGAACAAAGUCUGCGCGCGGGAGGCAUGUCUCCGGCCGAUGUCGAGACCAUCUUGCCUGCCACGCCAAUGCAAGUGCACAUGAUCAGCGUCUGGCAGAACACGGGUGGCGACGUCUUCUUCCCUGCAUUCUGCUACCGCCUCAAGCCGAACGAGACAUCCACCAUUAUUAGUCUUUAUCAUAUCCACAGUGCAUGGGCAGAGUUAGUAGCGGAACUCCCAAUUCUGCGCUCCAUCUUAAUGGCCGCCGCUGUCGAUGCACCUGUUCCGUUGUCGCAGGCUGUCAUUCGGAACAAGAUGCACAAGAUGCCGCCUUCUCUGGACGAAAGCAAGGUGGUUCAUUCGUGGCCCGCGCUUGGAGACACAUCAGCUCAGGCGUCGUUUGCUAUUCUAUCGGUCGCCCGAGAGGUUGAUGCCGGCCAAGUCUCCUACCUCUUGACGCUCUGCAUCCACCAUGCUCUUUACGAUGCCGUAAGUCUCGAGACGAUUCUCGGGCGCUUCAAAGAGCUUCUUGUCUCUCCAUCAAAAGGAAAAGCCCGGGCCACAUCGACAGCUUGGGAGCAAUCGCUUUCCCGUCAACUCUCCACUGCGACCACCGAGAGCAACACAGCAUAUUGGUCGAAAUACUUUGCUGGAGCCAACUUACGAUCCUCUGUUGAGAUCCCCGGAAAAGUGCAGAAACGUGGCCGUGCCUCAUUCUACCGCCGUUCCGCGCUCGACGAUGUUGCACCACUAAAAGACGGGGCAGCCAAACUCGGCGUCGGUCUUCAGAGCCUCGUGUUUGCCGUGUAUGCGAAGACAUUGUCCACAAAGAAUGCCAGCCAAGACGACGUCGUCUUUGGUGUCUACCUGGCGAACCGGAUCAACAGCGGCGAUGAUGACAAACUGGCGGCGUAUCCCACGCUCUGUCUUGUGCCGCUGCUCGUGCGGUCACCAUCCACGCGCAGUGUGGCCGACAUGGCUGCCCAGAUCCAGGCUGACCUUCAUGCCCUGGCCGCACCGCCUUCGCCGACGGCAGCAGCGCCGCUCACAGCAAGCCUCUGGGAGAUUCGACAGUGGACGGGUGUCGCCGUCGAGUCGUUUGUCAACUUUUUGCUCCCAGACGAUCUGGGCGCCGUGGAUGCGUCGUCUGGCAUCUCGUUGGAGCUUGUCGAAACGCCAGACAAGGCAUCCCCGCCACCAUCACCCAGUGCCUACCCGUCUCUCCACGGCAACCGCGUCCGGGAGGCUUACAAGGACGCCAUCGAUGUGGAAAUGGCGGUCCGCAAUGACACAUUGGACAUUGGUGUCUUUGGCUCGGCGAGCCGUCUUGGUGAUGACGGCGGUGCCGAGAAGACAGUGCAAGCGAUUGUGAGUGCUCUCCUGGCAGAGCUUUCAGACAAGGAGUAA